Coregonus clupeaformis (lake whitefish) is the source of this 4574-nucleotide messenger RNA. RefSeq names its product MCF.2 cell line derived transforming sequence a (gene mcf2a). Gene Ontology annotation, molecular function: protein binding; guanyl-nucleotide exchange factor activity. NCBI's taxonomy places the organism in Eukaryota, Metazoa, Chordata, Actinopteri, Salmoniformes, Salmonidae. The transcript has 29 exons. Gene Ontology annotation, biological process: dendrite development; intracellular signal transduction. The record is from RefSeq and is a predicted model, not a curated record. Gene Ontology annotation, cellular component: cytoplasm. Bases 1 to 3168 code for a protein of 1055 amino acids.
AUGGGUGGGCGUGGUGAGGACUCCAGCGUGAUUAUCACCCUCCCAGAAUACUCUGCUUUCAGUGACAUUCCAGAGGAAUCUUUAGCCAAAGUCUUAACAUACCUCACCCUCAUACCUCGAGCACGACAGCCAGGUGUAAAAUUCAUCAUCAUUUUAGACAGAAGACUGGAUACUUGGACCUCAAUCAAAACAGCACUUGCCAGAAUUGCGGCCUCCUUCCCUGGGAACCUCCACCUGGUGCUGGUGCUGAGACCCACCAGCUUCUUCCAGCGCACCGUCACAGACCUGGGCUUCCGCUUCAGCCAGGAGGACUUCAUGCUCAAGAUGCCAGUGGUGAUGCUGAGCUCUGUGACAGACCUACUGAGAUACAUUGAUGAGAACCAACUGACCUCAGAGUUUGGUGGAACCCUGGAUUACUGCCACAGUGACUGGAUCGUCCUGAGAACAGCCAUAGAGAGCUUUGCGGUGACCGUUAAGGACAUAGCUCAGAUGCUGCAGGCAUUUGGCACAGAGCUGGCAGAGACAGAGCUGCCAGAUGAGGGCACGGCCAUUGUACACCUCCUCUCAACCCACACUGACAAGUACAGGAAACUCAAGGAGGCGAUAUGGUCUGUAUCGAAGGAGGGUCGUCACCUGCUGGCUAGCCUGGAGGCCUCUGGGAGAGAGGAGGAUUCACUAUGGGAUGUCAGGCUGGACUGGGAGACUGUGCAGAGGCUACUAGCCCAGCUGAGGGACAUGGAGUCAGCCUUUGACGGCUUCUUUGAGAAGCAUCAUCUAAAGCUGCAACAGUACCUCCAGCUGCUCAGAUACGAACACAGCUUCCAGGAGAUGGAGUUGUCUCUAGAGCGUCUGGCGUCCCAGGAGAGAGAGGUGUCGUUGUCAGGGGAGACGCUGGCUCAAACAGAAAAGACACUCAGAGACCUGGACAACCUGGAGGCCCACGCACAGGAGGAGAUGGGCCGUGCUCAGACCAUCAUCCUCCACGGUCACCAGCUGGCAGCCUGUCACCACUUCGCCAUGGCCCUGAUCGUGCAGCGCUGCAAUGAGCUACGCCACCGCUGUGACAUGCUCAGUAAGGCUCUCAGGGCCAAACACACACAUCUCUCCCAGGUCUACCAACUGCUGCUACGUCUGGAUCAGGCCCAGAGUUGGUGUGAUGACGGGGCCUACUUGUUGGCCCAGCAGCUGGUGGAAAAGUUCCAGUCUAAGGAGGGGGCCCAGGCUGCUCUGAAGGACGUAGACAGAUUCCUGGAGGGGGCUCCGUCUCUCCUCAGCUCUGGACCUGACCUCCUGGCCAUGGAGUUUGAGUCUGUCCUCACCCCAGAGAUACAGGUCCAGAUAGGGAAGACAUUUGAGAAGCACACAGCAGUUCAGGAGAUGAUCCACAACAGACAGAUCUGUCUGAGGAAGCUAGCUGAUAAACACAUCCGUCCCAUCCAACUGGUGGCCCCCCGGCCGGAGAACCCACCCCGCUCCAAGUCCCCACUCUUCUCCCCCAAACAUGGGGUCGACAGUUUGAAGUUCUCCUUCGAUCUAUCACUUCCUGGGAAGAGGACAUCACGGAAAAGCCCCGGCUCCAGAAAGAUCGAGGUGAUGCAUGACUACCAGGAGAAUAGGAUCUCCCUGCUCUCCAGCCUGGAGGGAGAGGACAGCCCAGACCUUCUCAAACGUCACGUGAUGAGGGAGCUAAUCGAGACAGAGAGAGUCUAUGUGGAGGAGCUACUGUCAGUGCUGCUGGGCUAUAGGGCAGAGAUGGAGAACCCGGGCCUCGCAGGCCUCCUGCCCCCCAUCCUGCAAAGUAAGAAAGACGUCCUGUUUGGAAACAUGCCUGAGAUCUACAACUUCCACAGCAGUGUGUUCCUGCAGGACCUGGAGGGCUGCCUGGAGACCCCAGAGGGAGUAGGGGCCUGCUUUCUGGAGCGGAAGGAGAAUUUCCAGGUGUAUGAGUGCUACUGUCAGAAUAAGUCUCGCUCAGAGUCCCUAUGGAGGCAGUUCUCAGACUGUGCCUUUUUCCAGGAGUGUCAGAAGAAGCUGGAGCACAAACUGGGCCUGGACUCUUACCUGCUGAAACCAGUACAACGCCUUACCAAGUACCAGCUACUACUGAAGGAGCUACUGAAGUACAGUCCAGGAGGCUGUGAGGGGACCUCGGAGCUACAGGGGGCGCUAGCAGCCAUGCUGGACCUCCUCAAGUCAGUCAAUGACUCCAUGCAUCAGAUCGCCAUCACAGGCUACCAGGGAGAGUUGUCUGACCUGGGCCGGGUGCUGAUGCAGGGCUCCUUCAGUGUGUGGAUCAGCCAUAAGAAAGGCCCCACCCGUAUGAAGGAGCUGGCCCGCUUCAAGCCCAUGCAGAGACACCUGUUCCUGUAUGAGAGAGCCCUUCUCUUCUGUAAGCGCAGGGAGGAGCAUGGAGAGGGUGCAGACAAGACCCCCUCCUACAGCUUCAAGCACUGUCUCAAGAUGAGUGCGGUGGGGAUUACAGAGAACGUCAAGGGAGAUGUGAAGAAGUUUGAGAUCUGGUACAGUGGCAGGGAGGAGGUGUACUUAGUUCAGGCUCCCACAGUGGAGGUUAAGAUGGCUUGGCUCAAUGACCUGCGAAGGAUCCUCACCAACCAGCAGAAACUCCUCAAAGAUGAGCAUUGUGUCAACAACCAGAUUCCAGACCACAUCCAACUGUCUCCGCCCUUGUCUGAGAGCAAACAGCAGAGGGCGUCGGUCAGCUCAGAGGACACUGAGUCAGGGAGGAGCAGUCCAGAUCCCCAGUCCCACUCCUCACAACACCGGCGCAACCGACGCAGCUGGCCCGGCACACCUCACUCAGUAGACAUCAGUGAGGGUCUGGAGGAGUGGGAUGGAGGUCAGGACCCCUCUCACCCGUCAGACACCGAGGAGGAAGACGCUGCUCAGCUGGCUCCAGGCAGAUAUAAGGCCUUGGCUGAAUGUCCACGAUACAGCCCAUAUGACCUCACCAUCAAGAGCGGUGAUGUCAUCCAGCUGCAGCACGAGGACAGCGAAGGCCACUGGCUGGUGAAGAACCUGAGUCGCAGGCAGGAGGGCAUCAUCCCAGUAUCCAACCUGCACGUGAUUCUGGGAAACAGCAGUAGAGGACAGUCCACCAGACUAGGAGAUCCAGGGAAUCUGAAGGCCAGAAAGCUCAGCUCCCCUUAGAGGACAAAUGCUGCCUUCAAGUGCUCGUGGGAACUGGGAAAGUGGUUAGUCGAUACCUCUUAUUUCCCACUUCGGAGGAGCAUUUGUUGGAUCUUUGCAAAGACUGACAAGACGGACUGUUUUCCAAUAGACACUGUGAGGUCAUGACAAAUGGAAUAUCUUAAAAUCUGCUUCCUCAAAGUGCUCUGAUUGGCCAUGAUUAGAGAGAACUAGCCAAUUGAAGAAGGACAGGAGUUUUAAGUCUGGAUUAUUGAUUGACAUUUUUCUGGGCCAGUAACAUGAGGACCUGCUUUUGCCCACCAUGAUGGACAGUGGACACACUUUAUGAAUGUUACCCUCCAAACACUUUAGACAUCACAGGGUUCUACCAGCACAAAGGUUUGGUGAAGGACAAGGGACAUCUGAAAAGGUUUGGGACUUAAAGUUAAAUCUCCCACUUCCUCUUAGACCCAGCCAAUGGCCUUUUCUGUUGGGUUGCUGUAGCUGGAUUACAUCCAUGGACUCUAGCUCUCUGAGGGAUUGUUAACCAUUAUUGCUAAUCAGUGGGAAUGCAGUUGGUGUUUGUUUGUAUGUUUAUGUGUGUUCUUAUGCGUCAUAAUAAUCCAGGUUUUCGCCUGAAACAUUUCUUAAAAAGAUACUUUUGUACAUAGCUAUGUAAUUCAUUUUUGACGUGUAUACUUGAAUGUCGGUCUAUUGUUUGUUGACAUGUUCAUUUAGUCUACAUGCUCAUGUUGUUUAGGUAUCCAACCCGUCUUGUUCCUUAAGGCACUCUUCUCUUACGCUCUCCAAGAGUUGAAAUGCCAAAACGUGCCGUGCCAUAAUGCCUUUUUAUUCCUGCUAUUUUGGAAUCGAUAUCCUCUUUGAUAAAUGUACUGUUUGCCCCGCAAUAUCAAACGCAGUCUUGCUUCUACCUCACCUCAGACCAAUACGCAACGGGCACUUUAUUAAGGUGGAAGGCUUAUAAGAGAAAUGCAAGCUGAAAGCUUUACUAUAUUUUAAAAGGCUCUAGAGAAAUUGAGCUCUCCACGAACGCAAUACCUCAUUCAUAUUUUCCUGAUUCCUACCUAUGAUUAUUUUUCCAUUUUACUUCCUAAACUCAGUGUAUUUCAAUGGGGAGGAGACAACCCGCCCCAGUAUGAAUACAGUUGUUAAGAUGUCACGGAUGGUAAAUUCCGACAUCUUGUGAGGUGGUGGUGAUUGAUAGAAGGGUAUUCCUCAGGUCUAUAGAGGUAUGGGGAGGAGCCGCUACCAGCAUGGCGCCAGCAAAGACUGCUGUCAUUCUCCCCAGGAUUUCACCCUCUCUCUCCCCGGUGUGAGCAGGCCUCUGCCUGUGACAGCACAAAUGGAGCGAGAGAGCGAAAGAUCAAGAGAGAGAGAGAGAGAGAGAGAGAGAGAGAAGGGGGGGG